This is a messenger RNA of Diorhabda sublineata, 2136 nucleotides long. RefSeq lists its product as uncharacterized. The coding region runs from base 1 to 2136 and encodes 711 amino acids. The record is from RefSeq and is a predicted model, not a curated record. Gene Ontology annotation, molecular function: chitin binding. Gene Ontology annotation, cellular component: extracellular region. The transcript is spliced from 5 exons. NCBI's taxonomy places the organism in Eukaryota, Metazoa, Arthropoda, Insecta, Coleoptera, Chrysomelidae.
AUGGAGAGUAAUGGUGAAGAAUCUUUAAAUUGCACACCAGAAGAUAUUGUUGAAUUGGCAACUACAGCGACUAUGUUUCUUCUCCCUGAGAAAUCCACGGAACAAAUCCAAAAUGUGGAAGUAUUCAACACUUUGGUUGACUUAUUCAAAACUGAAAGGCACCCUAAUGUAUUUUUCGUUUUUCUGGAAACACUCUCGGCACAAGAGGGCUAUAAUUAUCCUGCGCCAUCAAGAAAACCUAUUUUAGGAAACCCGGAACGACCAGCAGAACAAGGCAAAUCUGGACGACCAGAAACAAAACCAGUACAAACGAUAUCUGCUUUUCCAAACAAUGGAUUUUCUACCGGAAUAUCAGGACAAGAACUACCCGGAUCUUCAGUUUCAAAUGGAUAUCCAGGAAGAGGAAGACCAUCAGGACAAGAAUUUCCUUCAAGACCUCAAGGAAAGAAGAAUGGAUUUUCCAAGAUACCUGGAACUAAUCAACAAGGCAUCUCUAACCAACAAGAACUUACACCACAAGAAUAUCCUAGUCAAACAUAUCCUAGUUCAUCUACGUCAGACCAAAGAUAUCCGAGUACGUCUGAUAAGCCCCAAAGUCGUCCAGGCAUUAGUCAAAGUUAUCCAGAUAAACCAAUUGGUUCUCAAUCAUAUCCGAAUCAAGAAAAUUAUUCAGGAGCUCAGAACUAUCCAGAACAAGGAGGUUAUCCUAAGCAACAGGAAGGCUUUCCGAAUAAACAAAGGGGCUCUUCUCGAGGUUAUCCUGGUGAACAGAGAGGUUAUAGCGAACAACAGGAAGGUUUACAAGGUUAUCCUGGUCCACAAGGAAAUUCUCAAGAAUUACCUAGUAAACAAGCAAAGUCUCAAAGGUAUCCAUCUCAACAAAAUAUACAGAGUUAUCCUGGUGAACAAUCUGCAGGUUAUAAAGAGCAACAAAGAGCUCAAGGUCAAAAUAACAGAGGACAACCAGGUUCCCCAGACUAUAGAGAACAGCAGCAAGGUAAUAUUCCUGAGCAAGGGCAAUCAUUAGGACAAUUCCCAGAAAGAGGGGGCUUAUCUGAACAACAAGUAUCUGCCUUUGAUGAGGAUGAUUAUUCUGCAAUACCCGGUGAACCCGAUAAAGACUACCCAAUACUUUCCGAAAUUCCUCAAACUUCCUUCAGUUGUGACCAACAACAAUAUCCUGGAUAUUAUGCUGACGUUGAAACAAGAUGUCAAGUUUUUCAUGUAUGUGCUAAUAAUCUAACAUAUGACUUUUUAUGUCCAAAUGGAACAAUAUUCCAUCAAGAGUAUUUGGUGUGCGUUUGGUGGAAUCAAUUCAAUUGUGAUUCAGCACCAUCACUUUACGAAGUAAACGCCAACAUUUAUGACUACUCAAUUAUUGGUGGACAAGGACUUUCUUCAGGGGUUGGAGAAACGGAUGGUGCUGGUUACCCCGAAGAUGUUAAUCAAGGAAGUCCAAUGUUCGAUGCUCAACGACCAGGAGGUUAUCCUAUUCGACCCCAAGAACAAGGAUAUUCUCCUAAAUCCCCUAACAAAUUAUCAAGCGGAUAUUCCGAUGAAAGAACUGCUGGUACGAGACCUUCUCAGCCCUCUGGAUCACGAGCACCUUCAAGUUCGUUUCAACAAGGAUAUCCGAGUGGUAGUCAAGAAAGUUCCACUGGAUAUCCGAGCGGUAGGGUUCCAGAAGAGCAGGUUAUAAGUGGUGGUUAUCAAAAUUCUCAGCCCUCUGGAUCACGAGCACCUUCAAGUUCGUUUCAACAAGGAUACCCGAGUGGCAGUCAAGAAAGUUCCGCUGGAUAUCCUAGCGAUAGGGUUCCAGAAGAGCAGGUUAUAAAUGGUGGUUAUCAAAAUGGAAUACAAGAUAAACCUGGGAGAGUACCAAUUGAAUCUGUAGAAAAUCAACGGCCACAAUAUCCCAAAAAUAGACCCAAUUUGACUCCACGACCUUUAAAUCAAAAACCUAGUACUGGUGUCAAUGGAUUUUCCAAUUUAGAACCAGGUUUUCCCAAUACAGCUUCUACCGAAACUUCAUCACAAGAAGGUAGAAAUGGAUACUCAAAUGGUAGACCCGGUACAUCAUUCCCUGAACCGAAACCUCAAGGUCCAACACAAGGAUACUUACCACCUUUUCCAUGA